GUUGGCUGUGGGCGAGGUGAUAACGAAGGGAUACAGACAGUGAAACUAGCAUAGGCACAAGCUAAAUAUUUAAUCUCAAUGCCACAUGAGAACCUAACGUGCACUGAUCCAGUUAAACUAGGGGAGAACACAUUUGGCUGAAACAAAGCAAGGAAAGGUUAGAUGUUUUGUCACUAAAUGAGCGUUAAUUUUGUGAGCUGAUAUUUCUGGUGAACAUUUCAGCACUUGUUAAAAUGACGUAAAGCAGAAGGGUGAGUAUAAUGUAGAUUAUAGUGGGGCCAGACCUUCCUCGUAAAUACAUUGCUGCUCAUUGUGUUGAUUAGAAUAUGGAAAUAUCACACUCUUAGCUGAGAUCAAAAAUGGAAAAUGAAUGCAAAUUAUUGCAAGGGAAUAACUGGGCGUCAGCAAAACUCAAAUCAACUCCAACGAACACACGCUAUCUAUAUAGCUGAGUGUGGUGUUGUUAGUCAAUCGAUAGCUCGGGUCAUUUCAACAGCACCUCGACUGGUGCAAACUCACUCGAUUACGCCACUUAUUUCCUUCAUGAGUUUGUCUUUUAAGCUGACUUUCUUUUGUGCCAAAGAUCUCAAGAAUCGUCUGUUUUCCAUACUACUGAAUUCUGAGCCUCAUCAUCCUGCAAUUAGUUUUUUAUCCAACAUGACAGGAAAUCUCGACCUGUCCAUGGGCCUGACCCUUGAAGAGGCAACGCAAUGGUCCAAGUCACUGGAAGUCCUUCUUACAGACCCACGUGGUCUCGCAGCGUUUAGAGCUUUCCUCAAGUCGGAGUUCAGUGAGGAGAACAUUGAUUUCUGGCUGGUCUGUGAGGAUUACAAGAAAACCAAGUCUACGGAUAAACUAAGCUCCAAGGCCCAGCACAUCUUCAGAGAGUUCAUCAGGAGUGAUGCCCCGAAGCAAGUCAAUAUUGAUGGUAAUAUGCGGGAUCUGCUCAGCAGAAGUAUUCUGCUGCCAACUAAUGGCUGUUUUGAGGGAGCCCAAAGAAUUAUCUUCGGUUUGAUGGAGAAGGAUUCGUACCCGAGGUUUUUAAAAUCGGAUGUCUAUGUAAACCUGAUCAACAAGAUACAAGCCAACAACAGCCAUCGUUAAAUGCGGAGUUCUCUGCAACAAUAAGGCGAUGAGCGCAUGGAUCACCGAGUCUACAUUGCCUGUAGUUGUGAACACCACAGCCUUGCGUAGAACUAGAGAGUCAAUACCAGCCAGGAUGCAUGAAAAUAAAAACACAACAGUGGCACUCAAUGUCGACCGUGCCACAGUGAACUCAUUCGGAAAAGGAAAGGGCAGGGAAUAGUCCCCGACCUCAGUGACUAACACAUUUCCAAUCGCCAUGCAUAACUGCAACCCUUCUCACCGAAACCAAGAACGUUUUGCUUUCCUUCACAAGAAGAAUUAGAGGGGAAGAAACUGCGACAGAUUUGAUUUGGAAGCGGGGGAAGAAUUAAUCUCCCUCAUUAACAUUGACCGGAUUUGAAGAUGAACUGGGAGAUAUUUCCUUGGCUGGUCGCCGUGGAACAGUUUUAGCCUGGACUGCUUUGUACUGAACUCUAUGACAAAUUACAUAAUGUUCUGAUACAGAAAUAAGGAACUGUGGUGAUGAAAGUAUUUAUUUAUUAUUGCUGGGGUUUUUUUUUUUGCUAAUUUAAAGUAAAUAGCUUGGAGUGAUGGCAUAAGAUAGCGAGUCGCAGAAUCUUUUAAAAUACGCGGCCUUUAUUAAUGGUUGGACACAUCCUCAGUUCAUAACAAGCAUUUCAGUGACUUGUCAGGCAAGAGUUUUAUUUUAACUAGAGAGUUACUGUAAGUAUAAGAAGGUUAUUUACAUUCAAAGCAAUGAUGGCAACUGUGAAAAUAUCUUCACGGUUAUCACAUUAACUGCAACUUGAUAGAUAGUUUCAAUAAGGAUAAUCCUGACUCACUCACUUUAGUCGGUAUGUGUAAAGUUCCUGUAUUACCUUUAUUUAAGUUUUAUUAGUCUUUUUACCCAUAGAACUUCCACUUAGAGUCAUAGAACUGUACAGCAUGGAAACAAGCCCUUCGGCCCAUCUAUAUGCUGCACAGUGACACAGCUGGUAGAGCCGCUGCCUCACAGCGCCAGAGAUUUAGUUUCAAUCCUGACCUCUGGUACUGUCUCUGUGUGGAGUUUGCACGUUCUCCCUGUGACCGCGCGGGAUUCCUCCGGGUGCUCUGGUUUCCUCCCACAUCCCGAAGAUGCGCAGGUUUGUAGGUUAAUUGGCCCUCUGUAAAUUACCCCCUAGUGUGUCGGGAGUGGAUGAGAAAGUGGGAUAACGUGGCACUAGUGUGAACGGGCGAUCAGUGGUCGGUGUGGACUCGGUGGGCUGAAGGGCCUGUUUUGAUACAUGCUUUGUUUCCAGACUAAACUAAACUAAACUUGUCCAUGCUAACAGUGGUGUUUAGGCUUUUAGAGAGGCACAGAUAUACAGGGAAUGAAGGGAUAUGGAUUACGUGCAGACAGAUAAGAAUUGUGUUUGAAGCAGAUACGACAGUGAUGUUUAAGAGACUUUUGGGCAGGCGCAUUGAUUUACAGGGAAUGGAGAGACAUGGGUCAUGUACAGGCAGAUAAGUGAUGAUCUUGGCAUCAUGUUUGGCACAGACAUUGUGGGCCGAAGGGCUUGUUCCUGUGUUGUACUCUUCUACGUUCUAUACUCUAUGAAUAGGCUGCACAUCUUCUGGGAAAGAUGUUGAUAUUUGUUUGCACGUGCCCGUGAAGGGGUUAAGCAAUCAAACAUUUUUCUGCUGGAACUAAGAAGCCGGGAGAGCUCACAUUUGGUUCAAUAUUGUUGGGAUGUGAGAGGAGGGCUUGGCAUUCACAGGGGGUUAGAUUAACGCAGGUAAGGGAUGGGGAAAAGGCAAGAUGGUUGAUGUUUUGCUGUCAGUGAGGGAUAAGAUGGUCCAGCGAGGGUAGAUGGCCGGGCGGGGGAGUUAGAGUAGGUAAGGGGAGGAGAUAAGUAAAGACGGUUGAUGUCUCGCCAGCAGUUAAAGAGAUAAACGUCCAGAGUUACUCCAGCACUUACUGUCUAUCUUUGACAUUUUUUCAAGUGUGAUUGCAUUAGGAUGCAGCACAAUCAAGACAAAGAUGCAGCCAUUUGCUCAAAGCCUUUGAUGUGUUCAGAUGGUUACCAACAAUACACAGACGCUCGAUAUAUCUUGGGCCCUCCCUUUCCCGAUUAGUCAGUGCACAAACCAUUCGCGCUGCAGAAUGAAUGCACACUAAAUCGUGAUAGGCAUUGAAUUGAGUAUAAAGUCGCAAGAGAAACAGUUUAGUUUCUUGUCACGUGUACUGAGGUACAGUGAAAAGAUUUUGUUGUCUGCUAACCAGUCAGCGGAAAAACAAUGCAUGAUUACAAUCAAGCCAUCCACAGUGUACAGAUACAUGAUAAAGGGAAUAACGUGAAUAAUGGUUUGUGCAAGAUGACGUCCAAUAAAGUCUGAUUAACGAUAGUUUGGUCUCCAAUGAGGUAGGCGCCUCUCUAGAGAGGACGGUUCAAUUGUCUGAUAAUAGCUGGGGUGAAAUUGUUGCAGCUCGAUGCAGAGGAAGCAGUUGAGGUGGGUGCCAUUACAACAAUCUGCAGUUCCUUGGUUGGUGUAGUUUAGGGAUACAGCAUGGAGCCCACACCGACCAGCGAUCCCCGCACAUUAACGCUAUGCUACACACUAGGAACAGUUUACAUUUAUACCAAGUCACUUAACCUACAAACCUACAAAACUGCAUGUCUCUGGAGUGUGGGAGGAAACCGACGAUCUCGGAAAAAUGGACUCGGUCACUGGGAGAAAGUACAAACUCCAUACAGGCAACAUCCAUAGUCAUGAUCGAACCCGGGUCUCCGGCGCUGCAAGCGCUGUAGGGCAGCAACUCUACCGCUGCACCACCGUGCCGCCCCUGAGUCCAGAUUUUCUUUUUCAUUCAAACUUUGAUACAGAGCUGUGUGAGUCAGUGGUGGAUCGGUUUACACCAGUCCAAGCCUAUUUUUAUUUAUUUAUUUAUUUAUUUGUUUAUUUGUUCCGAACAAGUAAAGACAUAAAUAGGAAUAAAUAACAACAACAACAAAAUCGAAGUAGUCAAACAAUUGGACAUUCCAGGCAAUAUUUGCAAAGCAAUGAAAAGCAUAAAGCAAAAUUUAAAUGUCCAAGACAGGAGAGCAUGCAAUGCUUGAGUUACUGGGAAGGCUCAACAACAAAGUGCUGCUCUAUCGACGGCAACACAAAUCAUCGUGCCAGGUUAAUAAUAAGGUUCCGUACAAGUUAAAGCCGGUAUAGCCCGAUCAAAGAUAGUCCGAGGGUCUCCAAUGAGGUAGUUAGUAGCUCAGCACUGCUCUCACGCUGUUGGUAGGAUUUCAGUUGCCUGAAAACAGCAAAAAUGAUGUUGUGACAAUAAAGGAUAUUUAUAACGUGAUGUGUUGCUCCACUCUACAUUUCUCUGUUCGUUACUUUGCAAAAUAUUAAAUGAGAAUAUAAAAUGUG
Leucoraja erinaceus (little skate) is the source of this 4491-nucleotide messenger RNA. Its product is annotated as regulator of G-protein signaling 21-like. The transcript is spliced from 5 exons. Lineage: Eukaryota; Metazoa; Chordata; Chondrichthyes; Rajiformes; Rajidae. The record is from RefSeq and is a predicted model, not a curated record. The coding region runs from base 367 to 1104 and encodes 245 amino acids.